UGUUUGAUGCCACCCACAGGUCUCCUGAUAUGACUCUUGACUGCUGAACGCUAAGACAAAUUUGAGCGUGGCUAAGAAAUGGCCUUUAACAAAAAAAAAAUUCUAAGGAAUAUCUCCUUCAUCUUUGUUACUUUGUCAGUCACUUACCUUGUAAUGAAUGGUCCAAGAAAAGAAUGCAACCGGGGUGGUCAACUGGACAUGGCACACUUGAUAAAGCAUGACGCCGGGGAAUUACAAGCUUGCUCGGCCAUCAUCCAAGGAGACAUGGAUGGAGUGCAAUCAUCGCAUUUCAACAAGCUCAUGACUUCAAAGAAAAGAACAUCACUUUUAUCAGAGUCCUUCUACCUAAACGCAACUAAGGACUGCCAAGCUUACAUCAGCGACAGAGGCUUUCUAACCAUGCCUUUGAGCAAGGAGGAGAGAGAUUUUCCCAUUGCUUACUCCAUGGUGAUCCAUGAGAAGAUUGAAAUGUUUGAGAGGCUCUUGCGAGCCAUUUAUUCUCCUCAGAAUGUAUACUGUGUUCAUGUGGACCUGAAGACACCUGAGAUCUUCAAGGAGGCUGUAAAGGCUAUCGUGUCAUGCUUUCCCAACGUGUUUGUGGCCAGUAAACUGGAGAGUGUGAUCUAUGCCUCCUGGUCUCGAGUUCAAGCUGACCUCAAUUGCAUGCGGGACCUUCUCAAGUCUCCGGUCCAGUGGAGGUAUCUGCUUAACACCUGUGGUGCAGAUUUCCCCAUCAAAACCAAUGCAGAAAUGGUUCAGUCUCUGAAACUUCUCAAUGGAAGGAACAGUAUGGAAUCAGAGGCCACAAAUAACUACAAAAAAGGGCGCUGGGAAUACCAUCAUAAUGUCACAACUACUGUGACUCGGACAGGCAUUAAAAAGACCCCUCCACCCAUCAAAACCCCCAUGUUCUCCGGGAACGCUUACUUUGUCACCUCACGAGAGUUUGUGGAGUAUCUAUUCCAGAAUCAGGAGAUCUUGAACUUUAUGGAAUGGGAGAAGGACACAUACAGUCCAGAUGAACACAUGUGGGCUACACUACAGCGGAUGCUCGACGUGCCAGGAUCCAACCCACCCAACGAAAAAUAUCAUGAGUCCGACAUGCUGUCCAUUGCGAGACUGGUGAAGUGGAGCUAUCUAGAGGGGGAUGUGAGGAAAGGAGCACCAUACCCACCAUGCAGUGGAGGACACAGACAUGCAGUGUGUGUUUAUGGCGCAGGGGACCUGAAAUGGAUCUUGAAGCAGAAACAUCUUCUUGCUAACAAGUUUGACCCAGGGGUGGACAAUAUUGCUAUAAAAUGCUUAGAGGCUUUUUUAAGGUACAAAGCUAUUCAUGGUCAGUCAUUACUCACCAUUGAAAAAGCAAGUAUAACAAAAUGAACCGUUCAUAAUAAAUUAUUCUGAGAAUUCUUUAGGUCUGUACAUUCUCGUUGUUGUACAUACAACAUAUUUUAUAUUUAUAUAUAGAAAUGUUUUAAAACAUUUUUCUGCUGUUCAUAAAUAGUAGAUCAGAUGGUAGUCUGUGUCACUGUAAACCCUAGCAGUUACAAGAAUCAUAACUAUAAUUGGAAAAACUAUAACCAUGCUGGAGUCUGUACUGUGAAUUUAGAUAGAUAGAUAGAUAGAUAGAUAGAUAGAUAGAUAGAUAGAUAGAUAGAUAGAUAGAUAGAUAGAUAGACAG
Pygocentrus nattereri (red-bellied piranha) is the source of this 1681-nucleotide messenger RNA. It is a transcript of the gene gcnt3, whose product is annotated as glucosaminyl (N-acetyl) transferase 3, mucin type. Gene Ontology annotation, molecular function: acetylglucosaminyltransferase activity. NCBI's taxonomy places the organism in Eukaryota, Metazoa, Chordata, Actinopteri, Characiformes, Serrasalmidae. The coding region runs from base 79 to 1380 and encodes 433 amino acids. The transcript has a single exon. Gene Ontology annotation, cellular component: membrane. The record is from RefSeq and is a predicted model, not a curated record.